GCGCGGAGGAGGCGGAGGCUGGGGAUGGCGGCGCUGGAGGAGGAGAGAAGAGCGGGGACACGGAUUGAGCACUGACUGACACAGACACCAGGCACGGCGGAUACACGAAACCUGGAUGACAGACUCCUGAAUCUCAUACUGAUUGUUUAACAUGUGGGUUUACAAACUGGUCCUUGUUACCCAAUAUGUAGCCUGAACGAGCCUGGAUCUCUAUUUAAAAUAUUUUGUGGGGAAGUGAUUUUUGGCGUGUUAAGUCGGACACUGAAUUAUAACAGAUUUCAUGAGGUACCUGACUUAAGGCAGAACCACAAUCAUGAGUGGCAGCAUAGGAAAAGAGAAGGAUCCUAAGGAUAAUGAAUCGAAGGUGACCACUACAUCGAAGGAUAGAGACAAGGAUCCAAAGGCAUGUGGCGGGUUAGUAAAGGAAGCCCGGGAGAAGGACCUUAAGACCAAACUUAAAGAUGCCAAAGAAGGAAAGAAAGAUGCUAGUGGAGCACAACCUGCAGUGACUUUUACUGUGGACAAUACAAUAAAACGCCCAAAUUCAGGGAUGCGUAAAAAGGCCAGCAAUGCAGAGGUGAUAAAAGAGCUAAAUAAAUGCCGGGAGGAAAACUCCACGCGCUUGGACUUGGCCAAGAAGUCUAUACACCUUCUUCCUUCAUCCAUCAAGGAGCUGACACAAUUAACAGAACUUUAUUUAUACAGCAACAAGCUGCAGUCGCUGCCACCUGAGGUGGGCAGCCUGGUGAACUUAGUGACGCUGGCGUUGAGUGAGAACUCUCUUACCAGCCUGCCCGAAUCUCUGGACAGCUUGAAGAAGCUUCGCAUGCUUGACUUGCGACAUAACAAACUGAGGGAAAUCCCUCCUGUGGUUUACAGGCUAAGUUCCCUGACCACGCUUUUCUUACGGUUUAACCGCCUCACAGCAGUAGAGAAGGACAUCAAAACUCUGACAAAGCUAACCAUGUUGAGCAUUCGAGAGAACAAGAUCAAACAGCUGCCUGCUGAAAUCGGUGAAUUAUGUAACCUUAUUACCCUGGAUGUGGCCCACAAUCAGCUGGAGCACCUUCCGAAAGAGAUUGGCAAUUGCACCCAAAUCACCAACCUGGACUUGCAGCACAAUGAGCUUUUGGACCUACCCGAUACCAUAGGAAACCUUUCCAGUUUGAAUCGAUUGGGAUUGCGAUACAACCGGCUUUCUGCUAUACCGAGGUCCUUGGCAAAGUGCAGUGAGCUGGAUGAGCUAAAUCUGGAAAACAACAACAUUUCUACUUUACCAGAGGGCCUAUUGUCCAGCCUCGUAAAAGUGACCAGCUUAACCCUGGCCAGGAACUGCUUCCAGUCCUACCCUGUUGGGGGCCCAUCACAAUUCUCCACCAUCUAUUCCCUUAAUAUGGAACAUAAUCGUAUUAAUAAAAUACCUUUCGGAAUAUUUUCAAGAGCGAAAGUAUUAAGCAAGCUUAACAUGAAGGACAAUCAGCUGACCUCUCUGCCUCUGGAUUUUGGGACAUGGACAAGUAUGGUAGAGCUAAACCUGGCCACCAAUCAGUUAACCAAAAUCCCUGAGGAUGUGUCUGGAUUAGUAUCAAUAGAGGUUCUCAUUCUGUCAAACAAUCUCUUAAAGAAGCUUCCCCACGGGAUUGGGAAUUUACGCAAGUUAAGAGAGCUGGAUCUAGAGGAGAACAAGUUGGAGUCUCUGCCAAAUGAAAUUGCCUAUCUGAAAGACUUGCAGAAACUUGUCCUUACAAAUAACCAGCUGACGACCUUACCAAGAGGAAUCGGCCAUCUCACAAAUCUAACACACCUUGGCCUUGGUGAAAACCUUCUCAGUCACCUACCAGAGGAGAUAGGUACACUGGAGAAUUUAGAGGAGCUCUACCUGAAUGAUAACCCCAACCUGCAUGGCUUGCCGUUCGAGCUGGCUUUAUGCAGCAAACUGUCAAUAAUGAGUAUUGAGAACUGCCCGCUCAGCCACCUACCGCCACAGAUUGUUGCUGGAGGCCCUUCUUUUAUCAUUCAGUUUCUGAAGAUGCAAGGGCCUUAUCGUGCCAUGGUUUAAUGCAAGUUAAAUGUCCCACACACUGUACAAUACUGCAUUCAUGUUGUGUUAAUAUAUAUCUAUAUCUGGCCAAGGAUGGAGGUAUAGAUAUAUAAAUCUAUAUAUAUGUAUAUGUAUUGAAAGGCAAAUUUAUUAAGACUGCAUUAUGUGUUUCUGCUAAUAGAGGAAUCAUAGCCAUUUAGAUUUUUAUUAUUAUUACGUAAAGAAUAAGAAUUGCUUUGUCUGAGCUCUUUCUUUGCUGAAUUUGGUGGGUUUUCUGCCCUUUUUGUUCCUUUUUUUUAUUUUUAUUAAAUCUGAAAUGCCAGUUUACUUCAGAUUGGCUGCCAUCGUCUUUCAGUUGUAAUCACUGUUGACCAGAGCCUGUAGUCCUGGUUCAUUGGCCAUUUUGCAAAAAUAGCAAGACAGACUUUUUUUUUUUUUUUUUUUUACCCAGCUGUACCCACCUCAAAUCACCUUCAUGUAAAUUGCCAACUGCCCACUUGCUGAUGUCGUUAACUUAUUUUUUUGUUUUUGUUUUGAUAAUGUAUCGUUUACAGUCUGCAUUAUGUCACCAUAUCCUUGAAGAUGGUCUGCUCUGGUUUUUAUGCUUCCUGUGGAGAUAUGCCAGUUUUGUCAUUUAUAUUUAAUUGUGAAAUGACUUCUGUUAAUACAACCGACAUCCAACAAAUGUGUACCCUCCUAGUCUUUCCCCAGCUUAUCUGACUGCUGUGACCAUGGCCUCCUUUUUUUUUUUUUCUUUCUAUAUAAUACCUGGAUGUGAUGAGCAUACUAUUCUUAUUCACAUUGCAAACAUUAUCACAUAUCAAAAUGUGCUUAUUGGCUGUGCACUAUUUUUUAAAACAUUUUUAUAGUAAUAUCUAUGUGCAUAUUAUUUGCAUUCCCUUACAGGUGUAGACGAUUUUGACUGCAGAGUUGUUAAUUACAAAAACACUUUGCUUUUAUUUCCAUACAGGUAAAUGCUUCAUACAAUAUGUAAAGGUCUUUUACACUGCUUUACAAUACCCUUUUCUUCACACAGUGGUAUAGGGCUAGAUUUUGUUUGCAAUUCAACAUCACUAAGUAACCGUUUUGAAGCACGAAACCUCGCAAGGGCUCUAAACCAGCGUCAAGUGAUCUGCAUGCUUUUUUUAGAUGCUCAAAGGUUAAAACUGCAUUGUAAUAGACAAAUGUCCGCUGCCUACCUGCUAUUUGGUACCCAGCAGUUUUCAACUAACAAGGCAACUGGGAUGGUGCUUUCAUCUCAACCUAUCGGCUAAAAUUCAUCCUUCACCAUUUCUGACCAGCAAGAUCCUUUAGAGGCUUAAAUAUGGUGCUGUCAAGUCAUGAAAGAUCAGUAUUUCCACUAUUGUGCCAUUUUUUUUUUUUGCUUGUUCCGUUUUUACCUAUUUGUGGUGCCAAGCUAUUUCUUUGUUCUUAUGCGUUCAGUCUCUGUGUGCCAUGUUCAUGCAACAUUUUGUAUUGGUCUCCAGUAUAUUUUUUGCCAUGAUUUGCAUCGACUAUGUGCUGCCUUCUAAACCAUAAGACGACCUUGAAUCAACUUUACGAAGAAUGCAACACAACAGCAUCUGUAGAAGCUAUAUUGCAUGGAGUUUUGUAUGGUCUUGUGUGAAUGUGGAUGAAGAGAAUUGUGCUUGGCUUGCCUUUAGAAGCAGUGUCCAUCUCUCAUUAUGUGCAAUGUCGACAUCACUCUUCACCAGCACUCUGUGGUACAGUUGAAUUUGCUAGGAACGCACCCCUAAAAUAAAUCUGUUACAGUUUAUAAUAUUAGUAUGAUGGCCUUAUUUCUUUAACAAACCAGUAAGUCAGUGAGUGCUGGCACAUGAUUUAUCAAAAGAUUUCUAUUUCCCAUUUAGGGUUUUUAUGCAACGCAGUGGAAAUGAUUCCAGUCCUAGUUAUACAAUAGCAGAAACCUUUUAUUCUCCCAUCACAACAGGAUUAUUAUAGUUGUAAUUUGUUACCUGGCUUCUAAUUUCACCCGACAGAAACCAAAAUGAUCCAGCACGUGAUUUAAAAUGUAUUUGGUAUCCAGCAGUUCCCAUGUUCCCAAACAUUGUGCCAAAGCAGAGUCCAGAAUAUUUUCUCAAUCUGCUGCCCCACCUUCAUUACUCCUGUUACUAAGCAAACCUGUCUGUGUAAUAAAAUAUAUAUAAAUAAACUCAUAUAAAUAUAUGUAGAACUGAACUUAGAAGCUUGAGUUUAAAAAAACAAAAACAAAAAACCAAACGAGCAGUCCGAGCGGUUUAUUGAAUUAUAGUGAAUUGAAAACAAAAGUGCAAAAAUUAGUCCAAAGUUGGCGAUAUCUAAAAUUCGCAACUUCUGCUGUUGUCACAACCUUGUUAUUAUGGCCUAAAUGUUGCAAUCUGUUUUCCGUUUACUGCAAUAUUUUGUUUAGUGAGCACAUCAAUGAGUAACAUGGGUACGUUUAAGAAGCAUUAUGCUCAAGGCACUUAAAAAGUUAAACAUAGUGUAAUGUCUUCUUGAAUUCAUCCAAGUUGAAGUUAUAACACAAAAGUUAAGAUGAAAUACUUUUUUUCAAGAAUUGUGUAGGAGUUCCUGGUGAAAUAUAUAUAAUUUUGUAUGGUGUUGAAAUUGUGUGUAUAAACGUUUGACUGAAAUAGUGCUGCCUACAACUCUGAAGGAUCACUUUUGGUUUUGAUAUAGGAAAAAAAAAGCAGCUGAAACGAUCUUUUGGUUUCUACAAUUUAGAAGAGCAAUGCUUUUAAUAAAAACAAACAAAAAAUAGUUUUGCUUCAAACUUUAAAAAAUCACAAUCCACGUCAGCUGCAAAUUAAAAUCAGACACUUACUAAAGGCAGGUGACCAUGAGCGCUGUAUAUUUUACAAAUGUUUGUUCACCAUAUGUUUGCUGAUUCCACAUGUCAAAGCAUCAGUAUAUAUUGUCUCAUAUAACACUGGCCUGUCAGCUGAAACUGGCUGUAACGUAAUUUCUUAUAGAGGUACAAUCUGUUUGCAAACGCCUUUAGUCCAAUUGCAUUUGUCCUUCGAAAAGCAGGUGAAACUUAAUGCCAAGUGUAUGAAGCGUUUGCAGUGUUCCGUCUUUGUUAAUUUGUGUUCCUCUCUCCAAUUCCAAGAGUCGGUUCUCACCAUUUUAUCACGUUUUUAACCAAACCUUGAAUUAAACAUAUUAAACAUUAUUACAGGAAUACCAUAGUGUUCAAUAACGUUUCCCUCGAGCUGUCGCCCAAACCAUGAGUUGGCAAUGCCCGCUUAUUUGUUCAUCGUGAUGUAAUAUGUUGGUUCUGGGCUGUGCUAUAAUCUGUUGAAAUGAUGAAUUGUAAUAUAAGUGAAUAAAAAAUGAUCUGAGGAUG
Pelobates fuscus (common spadefoot toad) is the source of this 5387-nucleotide messenger RNA. It is a transcript of the gene SHOC2, whose product is annotated as SHOC2 leucine rich repeat scaffold protein. Gene Ontology annotation, molecular function: protein binding. NCBI's taxonomy places the organism in Eukaryota, Metazoa, Chordata, Amphibia, Anura, Pelobatidae. Bases 314 to 2059 code for a protein of 581 amino acids. The transcript is spliced from 9 exons. The record is from RefSeq and is a predicted model, not a curated record.